GCGAGGGAGAACGCGAUCCCCCCCAAGACCAUCCGCGAGACUCUCGGGAGCGCCGUUGAGGACGAGAGCAUCACUUUAGACGAGGCCCUCGCGAACGCCGACGGCAUGAAGCCCCACUUCCACGCUGGCCCCCCACACGGCCACGUAGGACAAGAGGGGCUGUCGAAGAUCGCGGAUCUUCCUGCUGCGCCCAUGAACGUCCACGCAGGCACGAAGAUAUCUUACUUCGGGGACCUGCUGAUGAACCAGGCUUACGAGGAUAUCCAGGGCUCUGACGGGAAAGCGGUCGGUGUCCUCAUUGACUGGAAGGACCCCCAAGUGCAACCGUGCCGUUUGGACGCGGUCAAGGACCUUGCCACGAAGUCCAAUUUCAGUGGCCUCCCCCCACCGCUCAAGAGCCAACCUGGUGGGCCGUACGCCAUGCAGAUUUUCGUCGCGGGCGCUGGCGAGGGCAGAGUGCGCAUUUUCAAGGACGUUGACCUGAAGGGUCAGUGCCUGAAGAUGGCCAACUGCGUGCCAAUGUGUUGUGGCACAGGCGUCGUGUAUCAGUAUGAGAACCAGCGGAGGGCUGGCCGCAAUGCGAUCUGUUAUCUCCAGGCGAAGCUCGGCGGCCUACAGAUUCGCUUUUCCACGCUGACCGCCGCGGCGAAGCCUGGCAAGCGUUCGACCGAGUGGGAUAAGAAGCAGGAGACCAACGACCCUCAGUCGAAAAUCUACGGUUGGGAAGAGUCCCGCGUGGCCCAGGCGCUGCGGAACCAUGCGAGCGGGCGCAUCAACGCCAUGCGCCUCUCUGUCUGGGCGCUCAUGCGGAGGGGCUUCGAGCCGCGGUUCAUCAACGAGGUGCCCGCGAAGAUCCUACCAACUCUUGAACGCAACAGCGUGCUCUGGGUCGGCAAGACCAGAGUAGGGAAGUCGACGGCGUCGAAGACACUUGCGCUCUUGAUGCCCAUGCUCGAGAUCGAUGUCCCCGAGGGCGAUGCCGGGGAGGGCGCGCCCGAGCCUUCAGUUGUCACCGCCAAGCAUUUUGAUGUCUUCAGGGGCGAGCCCGCGGAGAGGGUGCCACCCGCGGUGUUCGACGACGGGGACUUGCACAAGCAGGACGCAUCCGCGUCGAAGACCUUCCCCAACCCAUGCGAGGAGGAUUCCACACUGCGGGCGAGGUCGGGGCCCAGCACGUUCGCCCCAGCGACUUCCCGCCAGGCCGCGAACAACAGUUACGACAAUUCCUUGGAGAAGCGGUUGGUGAGAGAAUGGCACAAAAAGAAACCAAUGGAGAUCACGACCCAGCAGCUCACGGAUCUCAUCGCGCCCCCCCUGAAGCAGAUGACGGAGGAAGAAGACAUGAAGGCCCUGCUGGCGAGGACCCACGUUGUCGCGACCACGGACACGUUGUGCACUUCCGCUUGGCAUCCGGUGAGUUUCCGGAGGGCGGCGCCGUGCCCUUCUACCUAUACAGCAAAGCCUGGCCUCUUCAAUUACUCGCCAGAGGCGCGCGCGUGCUUCGGCAAGUACAAGGACGGCCCGACCUCUCCGAACAACUAUCCGUCCGAUUUCAAGGAGAAGGCGGAGUGGUCCCGGAAUUUCGCGAAGCGCCUGAUGCGCGGCGAACAAAUGCCCACUGCGUCGACCACCCGCGGGACCUCGCUCUUCGGGGAGCCCGUGCACAGGGUUCAGCCUGAGAUCGCGGCCCCGCCAGCGGGCGUGCCCGCGGCCCCCAUGGCGGCCCCAGCCGCGCCAGACGAGGGGCCCCCAGCCAAGCGGGCGAAGCCUGGUGCCCAGGAGGGGCGCGCGGCGUCCCCCGACCCUUUCGCGGGCGGCAUCAGGUGCGACCACCUCGGGAGCGACCGCGGCGACUCCGAGGGCGAGGAGGAGCAGCCGCUCGGGACCCCCGCGCAGGAGGUCGAGCGGCUCCGGGGGCCCCACCAGGCAGGCGCCAUCACGUUCAGGGAGUUCAACGCAUUGCAGAGGAGCGUGAUCAGCGAUGGGCUCAACGCCUCGCAGAAUGUCGUCCCCGCCAAGAAGGGGGGGCGCAGCGCCAAGCGGGAGCAGGCGCCUCGCGCGCCGAUCAAGCUGGACCCGACCGAGGGCUGCCAA
Molecule: messenger RNA, 2094 nt
Organism: Prorocentrum cordatum
Lineage: Eukaryota; Dinophyceae; Prorocentrales; Prorocentraceae
Source: the annotation of a GenBank genome assembly